This is a messenger RNA of Radiomyces spectabilis, 942 nucleotides long. Its product is annotated as cryptococcal mannosyltransferase 1-domain-containing protein. Lineage: Eukaryota; Fungi; Mucoromycota; Mucoromycetes; Mucorales; Radiomycetaceae. Bases 1 to 942 code for a protein of 313 amino acids. The transcript has 3 exons. The record is from RefSeq and is a predicted model, not a curated record.
AUGAACGUGUCAGCAUCCAAUAAAGACACCAUUUUUAUUGCCGCCAAUCUGUUCAAUAGUGAAGACAUCUUGCCGCACUGGAUUGCUGAGGUCAACCAGUUGAUCAAUUGGAUCGGGCCACAGAAAGUCUACAUCUCUAUUUACGAAAACGGCAGCACCGAUGGAACCAAGGCCAUGUUACGAGAUUUUGACAGUCAGCUGGAAAAGGAUCAUGUUCCUCAUUGGAUCGUGGUGGAUGCCGCGGCGAAAACCAAACAACGUCGGAUACCCGUGCUCGCCAAUUUACGUAACCGGGCCCUGUGGCCCAUUGGCAAUAUCACGACCACCCAUUUUGAUAAAAUCGUCUUUCUCAAUGACAUUAUUUUCACCGCAAAGGAUGUUAUUACCCUACUUGAUACCAACCAAGGCAACUAUGAUGCGGCGUGUGGAAUGGAUUUCUUUGGUGAAUUUUAUGAUCUCUUUGCCACACGAGACAUCCAUGGGCAUUGGCUAGGGUCAGGCAAUUACCCUUACUUUGUCGACAAAACAAGCCAACAGUUGCUACGCAAUAAUCGACCUAUACCCGUCUACAGUUGCUGGAACGGCAUGGCCGUAUUUGAUGCCAAACCGUUUGUCGAGCAUCGUGUGGCCUUUCGAGCUCUUCUUCCAGAGGAGCCUGAUCCACCAUUAGAAGCGUCAGAGUGUUGUCUUAUUUUCAAAGAUCUGCGUGAUGUCAAACCGGAUCUUCGCGUGUUAAUCAAUCCCUCGGUCAAAGUUGCGUACGAUCGCUUUCAUUAUUGGUACAGCCGUCACAUUCUUUCAUGGUAUCAACCAUUUUAUUCACUGCUCAACAAACCAAACAUCCCGACCAUACUCGAGGAACCCACUUGGAAAAACAAAGUAAAACAAGCGUUCGAUGCUCACGUAGAUCCCUCUGAUGAACCUUGCUUUUGGACUGGUUAG